Messenger RNA from Sus scrofa (pig), 8184 nucleotides. Lineage: Eukaryota; Metazoa; Chordata; Mammalia; Artiodactyla; Suidae. The record is from RefSeq and is a predicted model, not a curated record.
AAUUCACUGUGGAGAUCGUCUCCAUUCAAGUGCCCCACAUGCCGUAAGGAAACUUCAGCUACCGGAGUCAAUAGCCUACAGGUUAAUUACUCCCUCAAAGGUAUCGUGGAAAAGUAUAACAAGAUCAAGAUCUCUCCCAAAAUGCCAGUGUGCAAAGGACACUUGGGGCAGCCUCUCAACAUUUUCUGCCUGACUGACAUGCAGCUCAUUUGUGGGAUCUGUGCUACUCGUGGUGACCACACCAAGCAUGUCUUCUGUUCUAUUGAAGAUGCCUAUGCUCAGGAAAGGAAUGCCUUUGAGUCCCUCUUCCAGAGCUUUGAGACCUGGCGUCGGGGAGAUGCUCUUUCUCGCUUGGAUACCUUGGAGACUAGCAAAAGGAAAUCUCUACAGUUACUGACUAAAGAUUCAGAUAAAGUGAAGGAGUUUUUUGAGAAGUUACAACACACAUUAGAUCAAAAGAAGAAUGAAAUCCUGUCUGACUUUGAGACCAUGAAACUUGCAGUUAUGCAAGCCUAUGACCCAGAGAUCAACAAACUCAACACCAUCUUGCAGGAACAGCGAAUGGCAUUUAACAUUGCUGAGGCUUUCAAAGAUGUAUCAGAACCCAUCGUAUUUCUGCAACAGAUGCAGGAGUUCCGGGAGAAAAUAAAAGUAAUCAAGGAAACUCCUUUGCCUCCCUCUAAUUUGCCCACAAGCCCUUUAAUGAAGAACUUUGAUACCAGUCAAUGGGAAGACAUAAAACUAGUAGAUGUGGAUAAACUUUCUUUGCCUCAAGAUACUGGCACAUUCAUUAGCAAGAUUCCUUGGGGCUUUUAUCAGUUAUUUGUGGUAGUCAUUCUUCUUGGCCUUCUCAUUUUCUUUAGUCCUACCAUAUUCCUCGAAUGGUCUUUAUUUGAUGAAAUCACAACUUGGAAAGACAGUCUUUCAAACUUUAGUUCUUAUCUGACUAAAUCAGCUGAUUUUGUAGAACAAUCAGUUUUUUACUGGGAACAGUUGACAGAUGGGUUUUUCAUUUUCAGUGAAAGACUGAAGAAUUUUACUUUGGUGGUGCUGAACAAUGUGGCAGAAUUUGUGUGCAAAUAUAAACUAUUAUAAAAUCUGUUUCAAGGACAUAGUUCUGUGUCUUUUGUUAGAAAUUUGAUAGAAUACAGAGUGGUAGAGUUCAGAUGUGGUCAAGAUUCUAGGGAGAUAUCUUCCUCCAAAAGUAUACCUUUCAAAAAUAAUGUCUUAUACAUGUCUUUGAAAUUAGGUAGCAUAAAGAUAAAAGUGAAAUUUAAUAGUGUAGGCCCAAACCUUCCUUCCUUUUUAGAGUGCUUUUGAAAUAAGCAUCCUGUCCCCAAUAUUGGUUGUGUUUUUGUUAUGAAAAAAGGGGAGGUGAGAGCACACGAUUUAGUAUUGUACUGAUGAGGUAGUAUAAUAAUGAUUGUUCUUAAGCAUGUAAUAAAGACUACUCUUGUAAAGCCACUUUUUUUGGAGAGUGUACAUUCUUUAAAAAAGGAUUCAGAUGUGAUGGAUUCCCAACUUUUUCUGCAGAGGGUUGAUUUUCUUUUUUCUGAUAUAGUGUAAAUCUCAUGUAACCAAAAACUGGCAUUUUCUUUACUAAGUUUACAUUUUUAGGAGGGUAGAGUUUUAUUUCAACUUGCCUUUUAUCUGCUUAGGUUUUGUAAAUUUAUCAUGAAAGGAAUUUGGUGGUAAACUACAAAAGUGUUAGGCAGUUGUACAAGCAAAGGCACAGGUUACAAAAAAAAGGACAUGGCAAGAGCAGGAAAUGGGAAAGACUUUUUUAUUGGCAGCUAGGUAUUGUUCCAAAGUAUCAAUGGCAACUGUCCAGCCAGUUGAUUCACUUGUUUAAGACUUUUUUUCUCUUUUUGGCCAUAUCAGCCGCAUGUGGAAGUUCCCAGGGCCAGGGAUCAAACCCACGCCACAGCAGCAACCCAAGCCCUAGCAGUGACAACACUGGAUCCUUAAUCUCCUGUGUCACCAGAGAACAACCAAAGAAUUUUUUUAAGAGUAGUAAGCCUAAUUUGACAGUCAGAUAGCAAAGUACAUAGCAAUCAGCUAAACACUAAUGCUGUCCUAUCUGCUCACGGGAGAUUAAGAUGCCCUAUCUCUCACAGGACAAAACACUUAAUUUUUUCACCGAGUUUAGAAUUCACAUGAAAACAAGAAGUGACUUAUCUUAGAACUGCUUUCAGUCAAUCUUAUUUCUGUCAUGGGACAAGACAUUCCUUUGACAGCCCAGAGUAUCUUUACCCGAAUCCAUUAGUUUGGGUGAGAGAAAGUAACACAAGCAGGGACUGGAGAGAAAGGUGGCAACUAAAUUUAAAGUACGGAAGAAUCAUUCUAGCUAUGAGAAGAGUCAAAGCUGCUAGUUGAGCUAAUGGUUCCCUUGUCCCCAACUGAUAGCCCAUGAUUUAGUCACUAAAUUGCUAAAGAAAUAAGACAAUAUUUCUCUGUAAAUCCUACCUCUCCCAUAUGGACUCACAGCAGAUAAGAGAUCUGGGAAGGGGAAUACUUUUCUGCUCCUGAUAUUUUUUUUUUGGCCAUGCCCACCACAUGUAGAAGUUCCCAGGUCAGGGACUGAACCUGCACCAUGGCAGCAACCUGAGCCACUGAACACUGGAUCCUUAAUCCACUGUGCCACAAGGGAACUCCCUGUAUAUAUAUUGAACAGUAGAUUUAGAUGAGGUUUUCAUGAAGGAUUUUUUUUUUUAAAUGGGAUACAGUAAAGGAAUCAAUGUGACACCUGUCCUCAGAUAUAUUGGCCAUUUCCCUUAACUAUCCAGUUCCUCAUCUUGCUUUUUCAUUUUGUAUACUGCAAGUUCCCAAGCAACUCUCAGAUUGUAAACAUGGCUAUGGAUACACUAUUUGCUUUACAAUAGUUACCUGGAAAUCUAGGUCUCUGUUUGUAUUUUCCCCUCCCCCACAUUUCUUAAUCAUACUUAACAGCAUUUGUGGUUAUAGGUGAUUUAUAAAUUCCUAAGUGUGUCAUGGUUUGUAGCCUCCAGUUUGAAGCAAAAGAAUGAGUACUCAGGAACUGGUCACUUUGAAUGUGGGAGGAAAGAUAUUCACCACAAGGUCUUCAACCAUAAAGCAGUUUCCUGCCUCUCGCCUGACACGAAUGUUGGAUGGCAGAGACCAAGAAUUCAAGAUGGUUGGUGGCCAGAUUUUUGUGGACAGAGAUGGUGUUUUAUUUAGUUUCAUCUUAGAUUUUUUGAGAACUCACCAGCUUUUAUUACCCACUGACUUUUCAGACUAUCUUAGGCUUCAGAGGGAGGUUCUAUUCUAUGAACUUGAUCCUCUGGUGGAUCUCUUAAACCAAGAACACCUGCUACAGCCGAAACCUGCUCUUGUGGAGGUGCAUUUCCUAAGCAGAAACACUCAAGCUUUUUUCAGGGUGUUUAGCUCUUGCGGCAAAACAAUUGAGAUGCUAACUGGGAGGAUUACAGUGUUUGUAGAGCAAACUUUGGUGGCACCGACCUGGAGUAGUAACUCCUUCCCUCCUCAGAUGACCUUACUUCCACUGCCUCCACAGAGACCUUCUUACCAUGACCUGGUAUUCCACUGUGGCUCUGACAGCUCUACAGACAACCAAUCGGGAAUCAGGUAUGUUUCUAUAAAACCUGAUAACCGAAAACUGGCCAAUGGAACAAAUGUACUCGGCUUACUGAUUGACACUUUAUUAAUGGAAGACUUCCAUCUGGUCAGCACCAGAACAGCAUCCUCUGAAGACAAAACUGAAUGCUAUAGCUUUGAAAGGAUAAAAAGGUCUGAAGCUCUCACCAUGAACAAAACACUGAAACCAGGGACUAUCCUCAUGCCACAGCAAUCUGAGAAAAAGAAAUGAAGUUUUCAUUCUCUUUUAGAGCAAAGAUAAAUUGUCAUUUUUUUGGUUUUGAAAUUUCACAUUUAGGGAUAUAUGUUAAUCAAAUAGGUACUCAGCCUAACUUUUUGGCCUUGUCCUCUACUGUGCCACCUUGGAGCAACCACACCUUACCAAUACUUAAGCCACAUUAAGCGCUUGCUGCUCUCUAAACACCAUGUACUUGGUACUUUGAUGCAUGUUCCUUCUACCUUCAAUGCCUCUUUCCCUUUCUCUUCUUCAUGAACACUUAUACAGCAUUCAAGAAUGGGCUAUGUAAUCAGACUGCUUGAUUUCUAAUCCCAACUCAAUCACUUAGUAGCUAUACAACUUGGGCAAGUCAUUAUUUAAUCUCUCUAUGCUUCAAUUUCCUCAUCUAUCAAAUGAGGAUAAUAAAUAUCUCCCUUAUGUGACAAAUGAGGCUCGAAAAAGAUAAUGUAAAAUACUCAGUGCAUUGCCUGGCACAUGGUAGGCACUCAGCAACUGUCAGUAAUGAUGAUGAUGAUUCUGAAGAUAGGUGGCCACUUUCAAUUGCACCUCUUCUGUGAGGUCUUAUUUUCCUCCUUUCCCAGGGAUAUUAAUUAGCUCUUUUCACUACAUAGACUUUUGUGCCAUCAUAAAAACAAAUUUUUCUUUUUCUUUCUUUCUUUCUUUUUUUUUUUUAGGGCUGCACUUGUGGCAUAUAGACGUUCUCAGGCUAGGGGUUCAGUUGGAGCUAUAGCCACCAGCCCACACCACAGCCAGAGCAACACAGGAUCCAAGCCUCGUCUGCGACCUACACCACAGCUCAUGCAACUCCAGAUCCUUAACCACUGAGCAAGGCCAGGGGUCAAACCUGUAACCUCACAGUUCCUAGUUGGAUUCAUCUCCACUGAGCCACAACGGGAACUACUAAAAACAAAUUCUUCUCACUUGAAUGUGAGCUCAAUCUACUCAACAAUUUUUUUUUUUGGUCUUUUUUUUUUUUUUUUCUAGGGCUGUACCCGCGGCACAUGGAGGUUCCCAGGCUAGGGGUCUAAUCCGAGCUCUAGCCACUGGCUUAUGCCACAGCCACAGCAACACGGGAUCCAAGCUGCGUCUGCGACCUACUCCCCAGGUCACAGCAAUGCCGGAUCCUUAACACACUGAGCAAGGCCAGGGAUCGAACCCACAACCUCAUAGUUCCUAGUCGGAUUCGUUAACCACUGAGCCACGAUGGGAACUCCUCCUAUUCAACAAUUUUAACACCAGUAUGUGUAAAGCACUGUGCUAAACAUUUUGUGAGAAAAAUAAUACCUUUUUUACUAAGUAGUACCUACUUUGGUGAAAAGCUAUAACUUCUACUAACAGUUAAAAUACAAAUAUUGGAGUUCCCAUUGUGGCUCAGUGAGUUAAGAAUUCAACUAGUAUCCAUGAGGAUGUGGGUUUGAUCUCUGGCUUUGCUCAGUGGGUUAAGGAUUUGGUGAUGCUGCAAGCUGCGGCAUAGAUUGCAGAUGUGGCUUAGAACUGGCAUUGCUGUGGCUAAGGUGUAGGCCAGCAGCUGCAGCUCCAAUUCAACCCCUAGCCUGGGAACUUCCAUAUGCCAUAGGUGCAGCUGUAAAAUACAUUCCUCUGACUUAGUGAGUCCUCUUGUAGGAAUUCCUUUUAUAUAUGUGUCAUUUAAAAUAUUGGGACAGGAGUUCCUGCCAUGGCACAGUGGGUUAAGAAUCUGACUGCAGUGGCUAGGGUCGCUACAGAGGUGCACAUUCAAUCCCUGGCCCGGCACAGUGGUUUAAAGCAUCUGGAGUUGCUGCAGCUGCAGUGUAGGUCACAGCUGUGGCUCAGAUUCACUCCCUGGUCCAGGAACUUCCAUAUGCUGUGGGUGUGGCCAUUAAAAAUAUAUAUAUUAGGAUAAACAUCUAGAAAGGGAAUCAUUAAAUCAAAAAGCACCAAGCACUUUGCACACAGGUUAAAAACAUCCAGUGCAGGCAGGAAGUCAAGCACCAUUUUAAAAAGUACAAUUCAUUCAUUCAAAAAUAUCUUAAACAUUUGUUGGAGACUAUACUAACUUUUCAGAAUUAAAAUAUGAGUAAGACAAAAAUAUUUAUUCUGGAGUUCCCUUGUGGUGCAGCGGGUUAAGGAUGUGGCAUUGUCACUGCAGUGGCUCAGGUUGCUACUGUGGCACAGGUUUGAUCCCUGGCCUGGGAACUUACACAUGCUGCAGGCACCACUAAAAAAAUUCUAAUUCUCAAGGAACUCACAAAUGAGAAAGUAUAUCAUCAUAAGAGCAAAAUUAGAAAUAAACUCAAAGUUCAUCAAUAGGGAAUGGGUAAAUUAUAGUUCAAACAAUGAAAUACUGUGCAGCCUUUAAAAAGAAUGCAGCAGCAGCUUAUGAACUCACAAGGAAGAAUUGUCAAAUAUUUAUAAGUUGAAAAAAGUGAAGUGUAAGACAAUGUAUAAAUUAGGAAAAUAUAUAUCCACUUUAUAUACAGUAUAUAGUUUUCAUUUGUGGAAAAAUAUAUAAUACUCAUAUUAGAUAUUGGUCACCUCUGGAGAGGGAACUGAGUGAGAUUUAGGUGGGGGAGGAAGACUUACUUUUCACCAGACUAGGUAGGUUUAUUUCUUUAAAAAGGAAGAAAAAGCCAUACCUGAAAGAUUGUGUGUGUGUGUGUGUGGGUUAGAGGGACUGUUAUUACAUAGUAUGGGCUAUUAUCUCAUACAGACACAAAUUUUAUUCUGUGACCCUUCCUGUAAAACCCCUACCUUUAGUAAAGAAAUUUAAAAAAAUUUUUUAAAUUUAUUAUUAUUAUUAUUGCUGUAGCAUGCAUGUAGGAGCUUGACAUGAGAUCUCAGUUUCCAGACCAGGAGUAGAACCCAGGCCACAGCAGUGCUAGUGCUGAAUCCUAACCACUAGACCACCAGGGAACUGCCUAGUAAAGAAAUUUUUAGUAAUUACCUACAGAUUUGUAUAAGUUAUAGGGAAUAAGUUUUUUAAAAAUUUCCUAAUAGUACCUCAAAAAGUUAUAUAUCACGGAAAAGUGCAAGAUACUUCACGAUUGGUAAUGUUAAGGUCAGCAACUGAAAACAAAGACCCAAAUAAGAAAAAAAAAGCCUUUUGACUGUUUUGUUUUUAGUGGCAUUUACCCCUUUUUUACAGCAGAAGAGCCAACUUAGUUGUUUUAGUCUCUCAUCUUAGUUUUGGGGAUGAUGUAUCUGGUCUUGUUCCCUUGCUAGCAUCAUAUUCUAAGGUACAAUAUUUCUACAUUGCUAAGUUUUUUGCAUGUAUGUGAUUUAACUAACUGGGUAUAGUUGGCAUGGUUUUAUGUGUAUGUAUAUUUAUGUGUAAUUCUGUAUAGUGCUCUGCUGAUAAGAUUAUUAAAAACUGAUAACUGGUUAAAAGAAUACUUAAGCAAAAAAUAUGGAUCGGCAAGGAAUAAGACAGGAAAUGUUUAAAUUGCUAUUAAUGUAUUCUUAGUCAUUCACACUUGUAGAAACUAGUUUGAAAUGAGAAAUAAAAUGUUCUUUUUACUGAGCUAAUAGAAACAUUACCUAUGGAAACAUGUAAUAUACAUAAACUUCAUUCAUUCAUUCAAUAAAUAUUUAUUGACGUCUACUGUGUGUCAAAUACUAUUCUAGACAUUGGAGAUACUGCAAGGAAUACAACAAGGCCUUCCCUUCCAGAGCUAACUACAAACACAAUUCAUAACAUUGACAAUGGGUUUAAAUUAAAAUAACUUAAGUCUCUAAUUAAAUAGUUUUUUAAAAAUCAUGGGUUCACAAUACAGAGGAUUUAGAAGGAGACAGAUUACCAAAAUUAAAAAAAUAUGUAUGAUUCAUUAGGAAAAGUGUACUUUUGGAGUGGAUUGAGUUUCUUUUUUCUUUUUUUGUCUUUUUAGGACUGCACCGGUGGCAUAUGGAGGUUCCCAGGCUAGUAGUCUGAUCGGAGCUGUACCUGCCAGCCUACACCAGAGCCACAGCAAUGUGGAAUCGGAGCCAAGUCUGCGACCAAUACCACAGCUCCGGGCAAUGCAGGAUCCUUAACCCACUGAGCAAGGCCAGGGAUUGAACCUGUAACCUCAUGGUUCCUAGUCAGAUUAGUUUCUGCUGUGCCACGACAGGAACUCUGAGUUUAUUUUAGUAAAUAUUUUAGAAAUUAUAUCAUCUGGAACACACCUAUCAAGAUCAUCUCAGUAAGCCUCUUGUGUUCACUCCAAAAUAGAGUGGGACACUGUAACUGGGAAGUCAAGAUGUGAAAAAAAAUUGUUUUUUUACAAAGGGAGGCAGGUGUAUAGUUGGAAGAAAACAGGGACACGUUAGAUGUACCAGAGGCAAAUUAAAACUCUUGCCUGCUUUAGAAAAAUGAC